Nymphaea colorata (pocket water lily) is the source of this 2087-nucleotide messenger RNA. Its product is annotated as 12-oxophytodienoate reductase 3. Gene Ontology annotation, biological process: oxylipin biosynthetic process; jasmonic acid biosynthetic process. NCBI's taxonomy places the organism in Eukaryota, Viridiplantae, Streptophyta, Magnoliopsida, Nymphaeales, Nymphaeaceae. Bases 489 to 1730 code for a protein of 413 amino acids. Gene Ontology annotation, cellular component: peroxisome. Gene Ontology annotation, molecular function: oxidoreductase activity; FMN binding. The transcript has 5 exons. The record is from RefSeq and is a predicted model, not a curated record.
GUCCGCCCUUUUGUAAAACGUCAAAUCAAAAUUCCUGUACUCAGGGACACGAUCAGGGUGUGGUUUCUUACGGAUUUCCUUUUGCUUCCAAUUCGUUGGUUCCCGGUUCGGCAGUUCCUCGUUUAACAAGAGGAUAAAACUUUGCCUUACGCAGAAUCCCUUGACGAGCGUGUCGGUGGACCUGUUCCACUGUGCCUCUUUUCCCUCGUUCCCCAUAUCCAACGGACUCGUUUCGCCUGUCACCGUCGGGUAUGAAAGUGGGGGCUGGAGGCGGGGGCCCCUCCUGCCGGCCACGCUUGGUCGCCGGCCAAUGUGCCGCACCACUUGGAAAAGAGAAAAACCAAAGCGCAUGAGCAACACGUUUUCCUCUCGGAAGUUGCGGGGAUCGUCCAAAUCGGAACCAUAUUAUCACUUAGACCCGUGCCAUCUUCCUUCACUGUUCGCCUUUGCCAAGAACUGCAGGCUUGUCCAUCUUGGUAGCUCAGAUCAUGGAGAGAGGUGGAGAGAAACGUCCUGAUCUUUUCACUCCAUACCAGAUGGGCCGUUUCAAGCUUUCUCACAGAGUUGUGCUUGCACCAAUGACUAGAUGCAGAGCUCUGAAUGGAAUCCCUCGACAAGCCCACGUCAAGUAUUACACUCAGAGAGCUACACCAGGGGGUUUUCUCAUAACAGAAGGGGCUACGAUUUCUCCCACUGCUGCUGGCUUUCCACAUUGCCCUGGGAUUUACCUGAAAGAGCAAAUUGAUGCAUGGAAGAAGGUGGUAGAAGCUGUCCAUGAAAGAGGGAGUGUUAUUUUCUGUCAGUUGUGGCAUGUUGGCCGUGCUUCUAAUCCAGUUUAUCAGCCUGGUGGUGCUCCUCCUAUCUCAUCCACAGGGAGAGCCAUUUCAGAGAGGUGGAAAAUUUUGAUGCCUGAUGGCAGUUAUGGUCCCUAUACUAAACCUACUCCUCUGUCCAAGCAAGACAUCACGGAAGUUAUUCUGCAGUAUCAACAGGCUGCAGUAAAUGCCAUGCAAGCUGGGUUUGACGGAGUGGAGAUCCAUGGCGCUCACGGCUAUCUUAUUGACCAGUUCCUCAAGAAUGGCAUCAACGACCGAUCUGAUGAGUAUGGUGGCUCGCUGGAGAACCGCUGUCGGUUUCUGUCCCAAAUCAUCCAGGCCAUUGCAAGUGCCAUUGGACCUGAUCAGGUUGCAGUCCGAAUUUCCCCUUCAAUUGAUCACCUUGAUGCAAUGGACUCAGACCCGAUUGGGCUCGGCCAGUUUGUGGUCACCGAAAUCAACAGACUGGAACGAGUCAUGGGUGGGCGGCUCGCCUACUUACACGUGACGCAGCCCAGGUACACAGCAUCUAGCAAGACUGGUUCAGCCCACAAGCGUGAGAAACAGGAGGAGCACUUGCUAGGAAUGUUGAGGGAAGGAUACAGUGGCACCAUGAUAUCCAGUGGUGGGUUCACUAGGGAGAAUGGGAUGAGUGCAGUUGCAGAUGGGGAGACAGACUUGGUCUCUUAUGGUCGCCUCUUUAUCUCGAACCCUGACCUGCCUUAUAGGUUUGCGGUCAAUGCAAGCUUGAACAAAUACAUCAGGGCUACAUUUUACACGCAGGACCCAGUUGUGGGCUACACGGACUAUCCCUUUCUUCACCAAGGGGGAGGCCAAGAUGAGCGUGGAACCAAAUCAGAUACAGAAUCUGAGAACAGGGUCGGAUCAUUUGGUUGGGUAUUGUCAAAGUUGUGAGUAGCAACAGAAUGUCCCAUAUUGCGUCCAUUCAUGUGAAUGUGAGCUUGGAUAUUAGCUGUUCCCUUGCUGCUUAUCUCUAUAAUUCCCAAGGCCACCGCAACUUCCUGUUCUCUGGAUCUGGGGCAGGGGCCGGACACGGCACCAACCUGCUAACCAUGAACAUGGUUAGUGUUUUGGCUAGUGGACGUGCGUCAAAGCUUUGCGGACAUAGACAAGUGCGCCUGAAAUGCUGGUUGAGACUGGAUCUUGCUGGUGUCUUUGCAUCUUAAGUUAUGGAUCUAAACUUUGUAUUGGACUUCCGAAUACGUAAUAGAGUGUUGUAGCUUCCCUCUGUUGGGGCUUAAAUUGGACGAA